UAAUAAACUCGCAGACAAAGGUAGCAGUUUCCAGAAAAGGAAAAAACCAUGAUGACUGGAAAACAUUUUAUGCGAUUUGUCGUAGGUUGUCUGUCUCUAUCCUGUUGAAUUCAAAAUGGAAGCUAUCGUUGCUCCACCACCGCCGGCACCACCCACCCGCCGCCGCAACGCAGACACCACUUCAACAACCUCUCCUCCUUCCAACCACCAACCUCACCUUCUUCGUUUACCCCUCCGUCGUAACCCCAAACCCAAAAACCUCUCUCUCAUUCACCCUUCUUCACAACCUAUUACUCCUCCAAAGAAGAGCAAGCGAAGAAGAAAAUGUGAUACAACUUCACACAUCUUACCCUUAAUGGAUGCUCUUCACUUUCCCAUAACCAUUGAUAUUUACACCUCAUUGGUCAAAGAAUGUACUCUUUCCACCGACCCAGAAACUGCUAUUGAGUUGCAUACACAAAUCAUAACUAGAGGCAUCGAACUGCCAUUGACAUUGCUCAAUCGGAUUCUGAUUAUGUUUGUUUCAUGCGGUUUAUUGGAGAAUGCACGCCGAGUGUUUGAUGUAAUGUCUGUGAGGGAUUUUCAUUCUUGGGCUACCUUGUUUGUUUCUUAUUAUGAAAAUGGUGAGUAUGAGAAUGCUAUAGAUGUUUUUGUUAGUAUGUUAUGUCAAUUGGAUGUGAUGGGGUUUUCUUUUCCUCCGUGGAUUUGGUCUUGUCUUCUCAAGGCUUGUGCUUGUACUAUGAAUGUACCUCUAGGAAUGCAAGUUCAUGGAUGUUUAUUGAAGUUGGGUGCUUGCGACCAUGUGCUUAUUAGUAGCUCUUUGAUUAGAUUUUACGGGAGGUUCAAGUGUUUGGAAGAUGCAAACAUGGUUUUUAAUCGAGUGUCGCGGCAUAACACAUUGACUUGGACUGCGAAAAUUGUCAGCAGUUGCAGGGAAAGGCAUUUCUCUGAGGCUCUUGGUGAUUUCAAGAAGAUGGGAAGGGUAGGGGUAAAGAAGGACAGUUUUACGUUUUCUAGUGUUCUCAAGGCUUGUGGAAGGAUGCAGAAUCGUGGAAGCUGCGGUGAACAGGUUCAUGCGGAUGCAAUUAAACUUGGAUUGGACUCGGAUAGUUACGUGCAGUGUAGUUUGAUAGCCAUGUAUGGAAGAAGUGGAUUACUAAGAGAUGCAGAACUGGUAUUUGAAAUGACACGAAAUGAAAGAAAUGUCGAUAGUUUGAAUGCGAUGCUUAUGGGUUACAUACAAAAUGGUUUGUAUAUUGAAGCUGUUAAGUUUGUGUAUCAGAUGAAGGCGGCUGGAGUGCAGCCACAUGAACCACUGCUUGAAAAACUAAGAAUUGCUUGUGGCAGUUCUAACUUUUCAAGCAUGAACUAACUAAGUAGGUUGUACAUACACAUGUUAAAGAUGCUGAAUGGAAGCUUUUAAAAUAUACUGAAAUUUACACAUAACUUUGCAGUUUCAAACUUGUGAUAGUCUUUAAUUGCAUAUAAAAGUAUUAUGAAGAACUCUAGUUUAAAUUCCAUUAUAUAGAGUAAACGUGCAGAUGAAUGUGAAUCUGAUUUUAGGAAAAAAAAAAUGUUGAUGGCAUGAUAAAAUCAUUGAUGGUAAAGGAUAUUAAUUCAAAAA
Molecule: messenger RNA, 1624 nt
Organism: Medicago truncatula (barrel medic)
Lineage: Eukaryota; Viridiplantae; Streptophyta; Magnoliopsida; Fabales; Fabaceae
Product: pentatricopeptide repeat-containing protein At1g31790
Exons: 1
Coding region: 116-1372 (418 amino acids)
Biological process (GO): RNA modification
Molecular function (GO): RNA binding; protein binding
Source: RefSeq, a predicted model, not a curated record